Molecule: messenger RNA, 978 nt
Organism: Mucor mucedo
Lineage: Eukaryota; Fungi; Mucoromycota; Mucoromycetes; Mucorales; Mucoraceae
Exons: 7
Coding region: 105-974 (289 amino acids)
Biological process (GO): mitochondrion organization
Cellular component (GO): SAM complex
Source: RefSeq, a predicted model, not a curated record
AAUUUGCUUGUGUGACUUUCUUUUUUUUUCUAUUUUUCUCGCAUGGUUCAUCCCACCAAACAAAAUCUUUUUUUUUUUCUUACCCUUUUUACUUUUUUUUCCAAAUGACUACACCAAGUGCUCGAUUCGGCGAAUUACCCAGUCUGGAAUUACCAGCCUGCCUCGACUUUCUCAAGCUCAAGUCUUUCCCUCUUAAAGUAUUCCCUGCCGUCAACGAACCAGAAAGACCCGUCGACGACACCUUGUUUAUUUAUGGCCCUGGUUACCGAAACAGCGAAGCCAGUUUUGACGUCGACUGUCUGAUUAUUCAGAUGUAUCUCGCCUUUUGUGGUAUCGAACAUAAAGUUUACAACAUCAAUGCACCAGAGGCUUCACCUUCUGGCCAGCUUCCAUUUUUGGCAACCGUAUCAGGGGCCAUUUACGAUAGUCCUCAAACCAUCAAUUGGGUGAAAGAAACAAGAAAAUUGGAAAAAGAAUCUGACAACGAACAAGCAAAGGCAUUCAUUGCGCUCGUACAAAACAAAUUGAAAUCUGCAUUGUUAUUCUCCAUGUGGAUGGAGCCUUUGAAUGCAACAGAAAUUACACACAAGGCUUACUUUGGACACGUGGCAUCACCGGUGAAUAAAGUGUUGGCUUUCCAAAAGCAAAACCAGGUGGUGCAGUCCUUAUUGACCGAUAGAGACAUUCUUGUCCGCGAAGAAAUCUAUCAAGAUGCUGCUCAAACCUUGGAAGCGCUCUCUGUCAAACUGGGCGACCAGCCCUACUUUUUUAAUGCCAGCGAACCUACUUUUGUAGAUGCCGUCAUCUUUUCUCAUCUUCACUGUAUCUUGAGCAUGCCCAAGAUCGUGGAUGGUCAAUUCACAGAGGAAGAAAAGCGUCAAGCAUCCACAUUGAGCAAAUUAGUGCGCAAGCAUGACAACUUGGUCAGAUACGCAAAGACUAUUUUUGAUGGAUAUAUUCGACAAACCAAAUAAAACC